AUGUUCUCUUUUUUCACGUCUCUCGGAUUGGCCCCGCAGGCGACCCAGGGCACCUCCAGCGACCCAGGGCACCUCCCAGGCACCUCCAGCGACCCAGGGCACCAUCCAGGCACCUCCAGCGACCCAGGGCACCUCCCAGGGUACCCCCCAGGCACCUCCCAGGCACCUCCAGCGACCCAGGGCACCUCCAGCGACCCAGGCACCUCCCAGGCACCUCCCAGGCACCUCCAGCGACCCAGGGCACCACCCAGGUACCUCCAGCGACCCAGGGCACCUCCCAGGGUACCCCCCAGGCACCUCCCAGGCACCUCCAGCGACCCAGGGCACCUCCCAGGCACAGCAGGCGGACCAGACGCCGUCAACAUCCAGGAUGUCGUCGAUCUCCUCUACACCAUUCGCCACCCCGAUGACGACGACUCCGGCAGCAAGGAGGCGCUUGUCGAGACCGAGCUCCGCCAGCUCCGCGAGGAGAACCGGCGACUGAGGGAGGAGAACCGGCGACUGAGGGAGGAGAACCGGCGACUGAGGGAGGAGAACCGGCAGGCAAUGGAGAACCGGCGACUGAGGGAGGCGAACCGGCGACUGAGGGAGGCGAACCGGCGACUGAGGGAGGAGAACCGGCAGGCAAUAGAGGAGGUUCGACAGGCUAAGGAGGACAUUAGGCAGGUGAAGGAGAACAGGCAACUGAAGGCUUCCACCUCGGCAGCUUCCACCUCGACAGCUCCCACCUCGGCAGCUUCCACCUCGGCAUCUUCCACCUCGGCAUCUUCCACUUCAACUGCACCAGUGACGGCAGGGACGGCAGUAACUUUAGGGACUUUAGCGACAGCGACGGUUCCAACUAAUCAGGCUGCCAACAAUAGGCGAUAUCAGCGACACAGGCAGAGGACGGUAGCCAUGAUUCGUCAGCAACAACAGCAACAGCGUCAACAGCAAAGACGGAUGGAACAGCAGAGGCAGGCUCGCGACCAGCAGCAACAGCAGCAGCAGCAGCAACAACAACAACCCAACCAGGCUCUGCUGCGUGUUUUAGAUGAGGCACAAAGGACUUCGAGAAGGGGACGCGUCCGCAAGCCUGCUGGUGCUCUUCAGAUGACCCUGGGAGGAGGCAUCACCAAACUAAGUGACAAGGUUGUGUCAAGCCUCAGUCGCCAUCAGUCUCAGUCGCCACCUGCCUCGGUCGCCACCAGCCUCAGUCGCCACCUGCCUCAGUCGCCACCUGCCUCAGUCGCCACCAGCCUCAGUCGCCACCAGCCUCAGUCGCCUCCUGCCUCAGUCGCCACCUGCCACCAGCCUCCGUUGCCACCAGCCUCCGUUGCCACCAGCCUCAGUUGUCACCAGCCUCAGUUGCUACUCGCCACCAGCCUCAGUCGCCACCUGCCUCCACCUCCACCUGCCUCAGGUGUGGUUCCGACUGACCAGAACGCAGCCUCACUCACCUUAACAGUUGCCAGGCUCAGUUGCCGUCCAUCCUCAGUUUCCACCAACCUCAGCCUCAUCCUCCAGCCGCCUCACCGUCAACAAUCCAACUGUCACCGACUUCUUCACGCCAUCAGUAAGUAA
Haliotis rufescens (red abalone) is the source of this 1563-nucleotide messenger RNA. RefSeq lists its product as uncharacterized. NCBI's taxonomy places the organism in Eukaryota, Metazoa, Mollusca, Gastropoda, Lepetellida, Haliotidae. The coding region runs from base 1 to 1563 and encodes 520 amino acids. The record is from RefSeq and is a predicted model, not a curated record. The transcript has 8 exons.